Messenger RNA from Trichoderma gamsii, 1785 nucleotides. RefSeq lists its product as hypothetical. NCBI's taxonomy places the organism in Eukaryota, Fungi, Ascomycota, Sordariomycetes, Hypocreales, Hypocreaceae. Gene Ontology annotation, biological process: DNA-templated transcription. Gene Ontology annotation, molecular function: DNA binding; zinc ion binding. The transcript is spliced from 4 exons. The record is from RefSeq and is a predicted model, not a curated record. The coding region runs from base 1 to 1785 and encodes 594 amino acids.
AUGUCCGCUGACAAAGACGAGGAGGGCAUUGCUAGGGCUAAAGCUCUGAAACAGAGCACCCAGACAGCCUCACCUGUUUCAGCGGAUUCGCCUGAUGGCUCCAAUGCCCAACAAGGGAAAGCUACUAGUACACCCAGCAGCAUACCCACCAAUACAUCCAUAACACGCACUCUUAGUCGCUCCAGCGAGAAUUCGCAAGUUUGCUCUAGACAGCUAGGUGCUUCUCCGCUCGGACAAAUAUGGAUGUCAGGGCAGAAGUUUGCUGCUAUAUGCGACCAGAACGGCAUUCCCCGAUUUACUCCCCUUGGUGAGAAGUACAUAUACGCUCAGACGGGGCAGUGGCCUCACUUCCACAACCAGAGCACCUUUGCCUUUGAAUGCCCUUUUCAGGCCUCUUCCGGUGCUUUAACUCAACAUUCCCCCAGGGGACAAUUAAACCGAACACCAGCCGAUCAACUCCCAGAGAAAUGGAUCACCAACACAUUGUUCGAUCUUUUUUUGCAAUCGGAAUUCCGCCUUGCCUUUCCCCUUGUCGAUCGUGAGCUAUUUAAAGAGACAAUACGAAUAGCCUAUGACUCGCCGGAAACGAAUCCGACAAUUGAGGAGAUUAGCAGCAAAGCAUGCGUUUUCGCUUUCUUGUCCCUCAGCAGCCAUCAUUUUGCUGCCUUGAGCGUCUCAAAUCAUGUUGACAGCGAUGGCUGUGCUAAGCAAGCGCAAAUCUUGAUAGCCGACUUUAUUGAAGAUGCCAGUGUCACGACGUUACAAGUGAUGGUACUAUUGCUCAUGAAUGAAGCGCUCUGUGGCCGCUUAGAAGCAUCAUCCAUGUACCACGCCAUUGCAUGCCGUACAGUCUAUGCCCUGGGAGGACAUACUCUAAUAAGUGAUCCACCAGAGGAUCGUGAUCUUACGGUCAAGGAGCUCGAAGAGCGUCAGAUUCGACUUCUAUUCUGGCUAUGCUAUCUCUUUGAUAAAGACAUAGCCCUAAGAAGCGGCCAGCCUCCUAUCAUGAGCGACGAGUUUUGUGAUCUCACGCUUCCCAAAGAUUACUUGAAGAAUCGCUUCGCGAAUGAUCUUUCCAUUCCACAAAACAUUCGAAAGCCGUUCUUGCCCAACGACCUUCGGUUAAGCAUACUCAAAUCGAAGGCUGUCAGGGCUCUUUACUCUGUGGGCUCUUUGCGUAAAUCCGACGCCGAACUUCUUCACACCAUUCGAGAACUCGAUGAAGAAUUGGAGAAUUGGCGUACUUCGAUACCGGCAGAGUACGCACCGUCGCUCAGUAUUCGCAAAGAUGUCAAACUUGCCAAGGAUAUCAGCCAGUUGACGAGCAUGCUUCAUAUCGAACUGCAUUUAGACUACCAUUAUCUCUUGAAUAUUAUUCACUGCGCUAGUGGUCGAUGCGUGGCAGAUUGGAAUGAGUCUGGCCAGGAAAUGAUCUUUGGGCUGGAAUCCAGUCUCGAUAUAUCCGUUGAAGCUAGUCGAUCGACUCUCAUUUAUCUUAGUGAGGCUGCGCCUCGGUUGGCUGGCGAAGCAUUCUGGGUCUUCAUCUUCUAUCCUGUUUCCGCGCUUCUUAGUCUCUUUUUUAAUAUCCUACGAAAUCCUCGGCACGAAUACGCAGCUCACGAUAUGGAGCUACUUACCCUGGCAACAAAUGUCAUCAGAAGUAUGCCUAUUCUUAGAGUUACAACUCACGAGGUCGAAUAUUUACGCAAAAUGGACGCUUUUGUUGAGGAGCUGGGUCGACUUAGCCAAGCGGCAAUCGCAAAGGCGCAGAAUGAGAAUGCCUAA